UAGCGUUUAAGUGUCUUUUAAAAUGCCUGAAUCACGUAUCCUUGCUUUCCGGAAACCCCAACAAUAACCUAUCCUGUAGUUAUUUUCUUAGUUUUCACGGAUACUCAGUUGUUUCAGUGUUUUAUUUUCAUGAAAAAUGAGCCAGGACCAUUUAUCAGCAUUAAUCGAGAUUUCCAAAAAAUUGAAACUAAAACCAAGACAUGAUAUCGAAUCCAUAAAGAAUUCCUGGUUAAUGAAACCUCUUCGAAGAGCAUCUAACAGCAAUUUAUUGGAAGAAAUAACCGAAUAUGCUAUGCGCAGAAGAGGAUCGCGCGAUAAUGUUUUGGAUGGAGCAGACGUUUCGGCAGUUGCGAUGAGGAAGAAAUUCUCGUGCAGUCGAGGAUCUCUUGCUGACGUCACGGAGUGUGUAGAAAGUGAGAAAAACACAACUAAUGACCCUACCUUUGGAAUGUCAUUAGGGGAAAAACUGCAGUACGUUUUACGAACAUUAAAUGAAAUACGACAAGAAGAUCAAAUAAUUGCCAGAAAAUUUCUUCACAUUUAUGCGGAAAUUAAGAAAUCCAAAGUUAGACAAUCUUGUAUGAUACAUCAAGAAAUGUUGGAUGAAGUAUUUAGUCUUGAACACGAUCAUGUGAAAUUACCACACGUGUGUGAUGCACCUGUCAACAAAAGGAGUAGUCACGCCCUGCAACAGUGUGGAGUCACGCGGAUGAAUAUCAAAUCUAAAAGGUUUUCGUGUUCCUGACACAUUUAAACUGUAAUUGCAACAUUUACAAAAAACAACAAUAAAUGGUCCGCGAAGA
Messenger RNA from Saccostrea echinata, 803 nucleotides. RefSeq names its product protein FAM167A-like. Lineage: Eukaryota; Metazoa; Mollusca; Bivalvia; Ostreida; Ostreidae. The transcript has 2 exons. The coding region runs from base 137 to 745 and encodes 202 amino acids. The record is from RefSeq and is a predicted model, not a curated record.